AUGAUGGGUAUCCCAAUCUUGAGCCCUCCCCCGCCAAUAGAUCCCUCAUACAAACCAUCCACAUCCAUCACAUCAAUUCGUGCAAAUGCGCCCAUCGAAGAAAUCCUCUCCAUAAUGGAGCGCGACGGUGGCGUGAUCUUAACCGACUUCGCCACACCCGAAGACCUCGCCGCCAUCGAUAACGACGUCGAGGCCUACCGCAAGCAAACCCGAUCGACAGAGAAAGGUGCACUGCACAUCAUACCGAAAGAGACACUCGCGAUACCAGGCCUCGUUGGUAAAUCGCCCACCAUCGCGAAACUGUGUGAAUCGCCUGUCUUGGAAGACCUGCGGACGCACAUCCUGCAAGACAAAUUCAGCGUGAUCCGCGAGGACUUCGUCGAGGAAAACACGAUCAAUCCGCUAUUGAGCAUCAGCAUUACUUUUUACAUCGGAUAUGGGGCACCGCGGCAGAGGCUGCAUAGGGACGACAACGUGCAUGGUAUUAAGCAUGGUGGGAAGUUUGAUCUUAAGAAGGCAAGUCAAUUUGGGUGCUUAAUUGCAGGGUCCAGGACAACUCGGGAGAAUGGUGCCACGAUGUUCAUUCCGGGAUCGCAUAAGUGGGAUGAUAAGCGGCGCCCGAGGACGGAUGAGGUUUGUUUUGCUGAAAUGGACCCGGGCUCCGCUCUAAUCUUCCUGGCCUCCUGCUACCACGGAGGGGGCCACAACUCCGUUUCAGACGAAGUGCGGAAGGUCCACGGACUCUUCUUCAUCAGGGGGACGAUGCGGACGGAAGAAAACCAAUUUUUGGCGGUGCCAAGGAGCAAAGCGCUGACGAUGAGCGAUAAAAUGCUCUCGCUUCUGGGAUAUAAGAAGCCGUCUACUGUGUUGGGGAUCGUAGACAACGAGGAUCCGGCGCUGAACUUAAGAGCUGUCCUUGAUAAGGCGAGCCAUUAG
Molecule: messenger RNA, 936 nt
Organism: Rhinocladiella mackenziei CBS 650.93
Lineage: Eukaryota; Fungi; Ascomycota; Eurotiomycetes; Chaetothyriales; Herpotrichiellaceae
Exons: 2
Coding region: 1-936 (311 amino acids)
Source: RefSeq, a predicted model, not a curated record